Molecule: messenger RNA, 375 nt
Organism: Coccidioides immitis RS
Lineage: Eukaryota; Fungi; Ascomycota; Eurotiomycetes; Onygenales; Onygenaceae
Exons: 1
Coding region: 1-375 (124 amino acids)
Source: RefSeq, a predicted model, not a curated record
AUGCAUUUCAAAGCCGCACUCAGCAUUUUUGCUGGUCUUGCUGCCAUCGCCUCGGCAGCCCCAGCCCCUGUGGAUGAUGCGGUUAUCGCAAGAACACUCUGUCCGACACUUAAGCAGCGAGGUGAAACUGGGCUUUCCGUGGAGGAAGCCAAGGCAGAGCUCGUUAAGAGGGCUUGCGCAGGAUUUAACUGGUUUGGGGAUUUCCGUGAAACUGAAUCUGAGGAUAACCUCGCAAAGAGAUUGUGCCCUACGCUCAAGAAGCGUGGACAGCUGAACGCCCGAGACGUUGAAGAGCUUGUCAAGAGAACUUGCGCGGGAUUUAACUGGCGUGGGGGCUACAUUGAAACCAGUGAUGUCGAGGAAGAUGCCGAAUAA